UCAGUGGGAGGAUCUCUGCCUGCCUGCCCCGUUUCUCAACACCCACUCUGUAAAUUUAGCGAACACUGCAGCAAGAAGUGUGUCUGUGUGUGUCACGAUCAAGAGGAAGGAGCAAGCAGGGAUUAAGAUUAAUUAAAACCUCUCGUCCGGCUGGUGACAGAAAUGGCAGCCAUUCGGAAGAAGCUGGUGAUUGUUGGAGACGGAGCUUGUGGGAAAACAUGUCUUCUCAUUGUUUUCAGUAAAGAUCAGUUUCCCGAAGUCUAUGUCCCUACUGUGUUCGAGAACUACAUCGCUGACAUCGAGGUUGACGGAAAACAGGUGGAGUUGGCAUUGUGGGAUACCGCAGGCCAGGAAGACUAUGACAGGUUGAGGCCUCUCUCUUACCCCGAUACAGAUGUCAUCCUGAUGUGCUUCUCCAUUGACAGCCCAGACAGUUUAGAAAAUAUCCCUGAAAAGUGGACGCCUGAGGUGAAGCACUUCUGUCCCAAUGUUCCCAUCAUCCUGGUGGGGAACAAGAAGGACCUGAGGAACGAUGAGCAUACACGGAGAGAGCUAGCCAAGAUGAAGCAGGAGCCAGUGAAGACAGAAGAAGGCAGAGACAUGGCUGGUAGGAUCAGCGCUUUUGGCUACUUGGAGUGUUCUGCCAAGACGAAGGAUGGUGUGCGGGAGGUGUUUGAGAUGGCCACAAGAGCAGCACUGCAGGUCCGCAAGCGCAAGAAGAGAAGUGGCUGCACGGUGCUGUGAGCAGUCCAGACGCCAUCAAAUCAGCUGACCAAUUGGAGAAAAAUAACACAUGAAAAAGGACUGACCUAUUACCAAAUGGAUCUUUGUACUGUAUCUCACAUUUCAUGACAAAGACAGGCAGAUGAAUUGAACAUAAACAAACCUAAUACAGGAAAUGAACUAUAUGACAUCUGUGGCUAGAAAUUGAUGUUUCCGUAUUGAUUUGCUUUUGUCCCUCCCAAAAUCUGUCUUAACAAUUUACACUUUUUUUUUUUUUUUUUUUAAACUUGGCUUUGGUAGGUGCACAUUUGUAUGCGGUAUUGUUCUUCACAAGCUUCUCGGGCAAGUGGCAUCAUUCUUAGCUUGUAUAAAUAGGCAGUUCUGUUUCACUGUAGCAGUAGCGAUAGAGAAUUAAAGAUGAUAUCUUUUGACCAUAAGAGCUAGUGCCUUUUUUAAGUUUAUACACCACCGUCUGUUUGUCGGCGAGCUUGCAUUUCGGCUGAGGACCCCUUCAUUGUACUGUAGCUCAUUUUACAGUGUUGUCAUUGUGAAACCUGAGCAAAGCCAUAAGUAAAGGCUUUCAGUGCUCGUCAAGUCAAGCACAAUAAAUGGUUGCUUGUGUCAUUUUUUUGUUGGUAUGAAACAUCAGUUUCACCUUCUCAAUUAUGAGCCCACUCACAUCGAGGAUAAAGAAAGGCAGCUGCUUCUGUAAUGUAAUGUGUCAACAAAGGAGUGUGCUUCCCAUUCUGCAUAAAAUUAUUCACAUUCGCCCCUCGUAAUUGUUGCUAGAAGCUAGAUGGGAGGGGAGGGAGAGGUGGCCAACUGAGACGCAAGCCAAUAUGACUCAACUAUGCACAAUAGCUGUUAGGACCAACAGGGAGAUGACACAAGUGGAAUCACAUGUAGGCCACAGCCUGGUGAACCCUCCCUUGUUUGUUUAUUAUGAGUGACUAAGUUCAGCUCUUUUUGCUAAGUUAACUGGUUACACCCGUUAUUGGAAUCUUGUUUGUAAUGCUGGUUAGCCCAGUCAUGGAAAUCGCAUCCUGUUAGGCUGGAUGUUUCCGGUUGGACGACAUUCUUUACAUGUCUGAGAAGAGCCACAGUGUGAGUGAGUGAGUCUUUUGUUUUUUUUCCUGGUGCCUUCUCUGUUCUGGUGUGCCUUUUUCAGUUGUUCUCUCCCAGACCAGAUGGACUAGCUGCUGAAUGUCAAGCUGAUACUCACUGACAAGGUCAAGAGUCACCGUUCUGAUGUUUUGUUUUCCAAGGCUUGGUUCUUUAAAUAGAUUGAUGCAUGGUAAAAUGUGUUAUUUGAUGUAUGCCAUCAUUUAAAAAAAAAAACAUUUUGUGUAGGACACAUCUUUAUCUUGUCAGAUGAGCAAAAGAAGUUAAAGUUCUUGCAUCAUGUGAAAAUUACAAUAUGGUUGAUUGAGAAAACAUCUGUAUGCAACCAUUUCCUUUGAUGUUUUACUUAAAAAAAAAAAAUCAGUUACAACCUAUAGGAUGGAAUUUAAGCUCACUCUUUGGAAAUAUACUCGGCAUUUAAGGAUGUAAUUAAAUUUCAGUUCACUAGGACAUGCCAGAUCGUCCUCUAGUAUCUGUAUUUGCUCAUAUCCUCGCAGAAUACUCUAGUGAACUUCCCCUGAUGAUAAUAGCUUGAUAUUCUUGAAAGGCCCUCACCGACUGUCCUGGGGCACACUCUUUCACACCACUGUUGCUCAGUCAUCUACUUUACAUGUCCACUGGUUGCAUGAAGGGUGGAUUUCUUAAUACGGUAUACGUGGCAAAAACAAUAUCAUCUGUGUUGCAUGCAACCUUCUUACAAUUCCAUCAAAAGCGCCAAACCUACCAGUUAUUGUAAUACUGUGUGUAAUGCAAAUUUAAACCCCUCUGCUGGUGAAGCACAAAUGCUUUAAACGAGCGGGCCAGCAAAGAGGCUACAGCUCAGACGAGGUGUUGUGAUUGUUUUAGCCGACAAACGCACACAAACAACCUACUAAUGUUCUAUCCACCCUCCAAUCUUUAGAGGGCGGAUGCUACUUUUAACUCGGGACUCUGUGCACUAAUAUGGACAACAAGCACACCAUUUGGGCAAGGGUAAACAUUCAUAUCUCUACAACUUCUUAUCGAUGAAAACAUUUCAUAGUGGUGGUAUGGUGUUGACGUGUCUUAACAAGCUCUCGCAAGGAAUACUUGGGAAUUAGAGAUCGGCAGAGAGUUAAAUAACUUAAAGCUGGGAGUAGAAUCAUAACAAUUGAAAACGUUCCCAUAGAGCAGCGGAGGAGCUAUUGUUGAACAUAUCACUAAGAGCAUGUACUAUACUGCUGUCCAUGUGUAUGCCGAUAAUGUCCCGCUAAAAAAUGUCCUUGCUCUAUUGAUGCAUGCAUGAGAAAUCCAUGGGUCUUUACAGUGCACGCACAUACAGAAGCACUAACAUCGCACACCUCUGUGGGAACAGCUUCAGCUCAGUGUUGUGCAACUUUUAUUUCUCUCUCUGGAAGUAUUUGAAAUCAAUUAAAAGGAUCCAGAUUUCUAUAAAAGCUCAUUGUAAUAAUGCUUUGUAAACAGAAAGUGUUGUAGUGAACAUUUGAGCUGAAGUGAACAUGAACAUUGUUAAUAAACUAUUUUUGCGAAUA
Molecule: messenger RNA, 3356 nt
Organism: Maylandia zebra (zebra mbuna)
Lineage: Eukaryota; Metazoa; Chordata; Actinopteri; Cichliformes; Cichlidae
Gene: rhoca
Product: ras homolog family member Ca
Biological process (GO): small GTPase-mediated signal transduction
Molecular function (GO): GTPase activity; GTP binding
Source: RefSeq, a predicted model, not a curated record